Messenger RNA from Penicillium diatomitis, 2454 nucleotides. Its product is annotated as glycosyltransferase. Gene Ontology annotation, biological process: carbohydrate metabolic process. NCBI's taxonomy places the organism in Eukaryota, Fungi, Ascomycota, Eurotiomycetes, Eurotiales, Aspergillaceae. The transcript is spliced from 6 exons. The record is from RefSeq and is a predicted model, not a curated record. Gene Ontology annotation, molecular function: UDP-glycosyltransferase activity; hexosyltransferase activity. Bases 1 to 2454 code for a protein of 817 amino acids.
AUGGAAGAUUUACCGCCGAGAUACUCUAUAUUGGAGGCAGCUGGCUGGCCCGACGAUUUUGGGUCUCACGAUGGAGCAGAAUUAACCGGCGAUGGCCGUGUCGAGGUCGACCUCGAUUCCAAGGUCUGCAGAACGGUCGCGAAGUUCAUUCCAUUCUCGCACGACGAGCCGCGACCCCAAUCAGCGCGGGAUGAUUCAGUACCGGUGACCUGCGAUAUCAAAUUGAAUAUUGUCAUCCAAGUGGUUGGCAGCAGAGGCGAUGUCCAGCCUUUCAUUGCGUUGGGCAGCGCACUUCAAUCGCAUGGCCAUCGUAUCAGAUUGGCGACUCACAGUGUGUUUGAAUCCUUCGUGCUUGAAUCAGGCUUGGAAUUCUAUCCCAUUGGGGGGGACCCCACGGAACUGAUGGCUUACAUGGUCAAGAACCCUGGCUUGAUACCGCAGAUUAAAAGUUUGCGAGAGGGAGAAAUUCAACGCAAGCGGAAAAUGGUGGCGGCAAUGUUACAGGGUUGUUGGAAUUCAUGCAUUGGGGACGAUCCGCUCAGCAAAGUCCCCUUUGUCGCGGACGCGAUAAUUGCUAACCCUCCAAGCUUUGCUCAUAUUCACUGUGCACAAGCCUUGUCAGUCCCCUUGCACCUCAUGUUUACCAUGCCGUGGAGCAGCACAAGAGCCUUUCCGCAUCCGUUGGCAAAUCUCAAAUAUUCGACCAUCGAACCGAAGAUGGCCAACUAUAUUUCCUACGGGGUAGUUGAGUGGAUGACAUGGCAAGGACUUGGAGACGUGAUUAAUGAGUGGAGAGGUUCCCUUGGUUUGGAACCUAUACCAGCAACCGAAGGCCCGUGUCUGGCUGAGACUCUGAAGAUACCUUUCACCUAUUGUUGGUCUCCAAGUCUAAUGCCCAAACCAAAAGACUGGCCAGCGAACAUCGAUGUCUGUGGAUUUUUCUUUCGCUCGAUUCCAGCAUACACUCCACCUCCAGACCUGGACGCAUUUCUUCGCAGUGGCAGCCCCCCAGUCUACAUCGGAUUCGGCAGCAUAGUGAUCGAAGACGCCGCUGCUAUGACCAAGAUCAUUCUGCAGGCCGUCAAGGCACUCAGGAUUCGCGCAGUCAUCUCUCGAGGCUGGAGUAAUAUCGGAGAGCCAUCAUCUUGUAAUCAGAUCUUCUACCUUGAAGACUGCCCGCAUGAAUGGUUGUUUCAACAUGUUGCCGCGGUCGUCCACCAUGGCGGCGCCGGCACUACAGCGUGUGGUCUGCGUUUUGGCUGUCCCACAGCUAUCAUCCCAUUCUUUGGAGAUCAGCUUUUUUGGGGCAACAUGGUCGCAUCCAGGGGACUUGGACCGAGCCCUAUCCCAUAUCGAUCUCUGGAUCCAACAAAGUUGACGGAAGCCAUUCGUUUCUGUCUCCAACCGGAAGUGCAGUCUGCAGCUCAACACUUUGGGGGCCUAAUGGGCCAAGAAAAUGGUGUUGCAGCCGCUGUCGCUUCUUUCCAUCGCAAUCUACCGAUAAACAACAUGCGAUGUCACGCACUUAGUUCGGAGCCCGCGGUGUGGCAAGUCAAGCUGUCUGGCAGAGGCCCCAUACAGCUGUCCAAACUUGCCGCGGAUGUUCUUGUCAAUCAUCGCCGCUUGAAAUCAAGCGAUCUUCGAAUCUACCACGUCAAGCCGAUUUUCAUCCAAAAUAGGCGCUGGGACCCAGUUACUGGCACCACUUCUUCGCUGAUCGGAACUAGUACUGAUGUACUCAAAGCCACAGGCGACAUUUUCUACCGGCCAUACCAGGAGUUCAGUCGUGGCCUUGAGCGCCCCUCGGAACUUGAUCUUCCAAUCUCCUCUCGUCGUCCUUCCAGUAGCAUGGCCUCUACAACUGACGCAUCUUCUGUCCCAGUCCCUAUUACCGAAAAACCCUCCAAGAUGAGAGCUACAGGGGCCGCCAUGGGAGGCUCAGCCAAAAGCAUGGGCAAGGUUGUUGGCUAUUGGUACAAAGGCAUGUUGGUGGACGUACCUUUAGCAGUGAGUGAGGGUCUUCGAGCUGUACCUCGACUAUAUGGUGACCAGGUCAAAGACCAUGGACCAAUUCACGAUUGGAAAUCCGGAGCCUCUUUUGCGGGGAAGAACUUUGUUCAUGGGAUGGUGGACGGUCUCAGCGGCAUAUUUGUUCAACCCUACAAAGGUGGCCAGGAGGAAGGGGCAAAGGGUGUGAUCAAGGGUCUAGCAAAGGGGACUGUUGGAGUGACCACCAAAGUCUCAUCAGCUGCAUUGGGAUUGAUCGCAUACCCUGCGCACGGUAUGAUGAAAAGCUUACACACGGCAUCGCACUCCAAAACACGGAAAUGCAUCCUUCAAGCGCGAUUGCAGGAAGGAAAAUACCUGGCGGAGCACUCGCCGAAGGCCGUGAAGAAUCGGCAGAAGAUCCUGCGAAACUUCGAGACCGCUUGCCGCAAGCCAGCUCACGUUUAG